This is a messenger RNA of Monopterus albus (swamp eel), 2302 nucleotides long. RefSeq names its product ring finger protein 128a (gene rnf128a). The transcript has a single exon. The coding region runs from base 182 to 1261 and encodes 359 amino acids. The record is from RefSeq and is a predicted model, not a curated record. NCBI's taxonomy places the organism in Eukaryota, Metazoa, Chordata, Actinopteri, Synbranchiformes, Synbranchidae.
GCUUGUGUUAUGUUACCAAAGACUCGUAUCAGAUUACUGUCGAGAUCAGGUUAGGUGAAACCAUAGCUGUGUACAUAUCGCUGUGGCUCGAACAAACCAGGAACUGGGACUAACAAAGAAGUUUUAAGGAAGCUAAAGGAGCUAACAGACUGAUUCCUUUUGGUUUAAGAAGAGUGUUACCAUGGGUAAGAAGACACAAAGCUGCGUGCUUCUUUUGCUGUGUUUGUCAGGGCUUGUUCACUGUUCAGCUGCCUUUGUGCUGUGGACAGCCAUAGUGGAAAUCAGCUAUGAGCGCAACAAUGAGACUGUGGACAAAUAUUGUGAGUGUGGGGUGUUUGGUCGUGAAGCUUCACUGAUGAAAGCCGAAGGCAUUGUUACACUGCCAAAGGGGGACCCCAGAGGCUGUGGCCCCGAUCCUGGCUACAACCGAAAUUCAAGCUCACCACCCUGGAUAGCCCUGGUUAAAAGGGGCAACUGUACGUUCAGUGAGAAGAUCAAUGCUGCCAAAGGAGCAGCUGGUGUGGUGAUUUAUAAUGUGGAUGGCAGCGGCAACAGCACCACUCCUAUGGUACACUCAGACGCACCCAAUAUUGUGGCUAUUAUGAUUGGCAACAUUCUGGGCAAGGAGCUUGCCAAGUUGGUGAAAAAUGGCACAGACGUUGUGAUGUUUAUUGAAGUAGGCAGCCCUCAUGGGCCCUGGACGGACACCUACUGGCUUUACUUUCUGUCCAUCGCCUUCUUCAUUGUGACAGCAGCCUCGAUCGCCUACUUUGUGUUUAUCUCAGCGAAUCGUCUCUACAAUCUGGGCAUGCAUAGGCGCAAUGAGAAGAAGCUGAAAUCGGAGGCUAAGAGAGCGAUUAGACGUCUACAAGUACGCACACUCAAGAGAGGCGAUGAGGAAACUAAUUUUGACACCCAUAUGUGUGCUGUGUGUAUUGACGCCUACAAGGCAGGUGACGUGGUGACAGUUCUAACAUGUGACCACAUUUUUCAUAAAGCCUGCAUUGAGCCCUGGCUGCUGGAGAAGAGAACCUGCCCCAUGUGUAAGUGUGACAUCCUGAGUGCUCUGGGGGUCGAGGAAGAGGUAAAAGAGAGCAUUCCUGUUGAAUCACCACCAGAGGUCACUGUGAUCACAGUGGCAGGAGGAGAAACCAUGUACGAAGUCCCCCUGAGUGACCCGGGGAGCUCAGGCCCAGAGAGACAGCAGCAUCGCUAUGACAACAGGGCCUUUGAGGGAGACUCAGAGGCUGCAAGAGGAUGAACAACAACACUGGAAACUAAACAGCAACUAACAAGGACACAGUCAAAUUCUCUUUUUGAAUUAGAUAUUUUUCUGGGAUGCAUUUAGCCGGCCCAAUGCAAUCAGACUCUAUUUUUCCAACAGAAAUAAUGCUCAUCUUAUAAUGCACACAUGUUAAAAUAGAUCUGAAAAAGAAAAAUCAAGAAUUUGAAAAGCUAAUGAACUUGCAAUUAGCAUCAGUGCUACUGCAUGUUCUUAGUGUCUCUUAGUGCAAGUGUGUAAUUUGUGGCUGUGUUCAUGAUGUUACUAUUAGAGGGUUAAAAUGGAAUCUAAGAACUGCGAGGCCCGUGUCAAAUUUCUGUUUUGCAUUGCAUAGUGAACACACCAGGGUGACACUAGUUAGGGGGCAAGGGCAACAGAGCAUUUAAAUAUCUGUUUGAAACCAAGGCCAAAUUUCCUCCAACAAACAAACUUGUUAGCUUGCAUUGUUCAGUCCUUCACAGUUAACACUGUCUUUUAAAUUGGCAAUGCAAUAAAUGUCAUAGAAACUAUAGACGAUGUGCUUCCAUAAAUGCUAUCUUGACUGUUAGCUUGGGGAAAUGAUUGUUGUCAAUCAACUAUGAAGUUCAGUCUGUUAAUAUAAAGGCAAUGUAUAAUAUAUUUAUAGUCAUUUUCCUUCUCCAAACAACUGAUUUUCAUGUAUAUGCACAAAUUAAUAUCCUUCGACAGGUCUUCCAGGUUUUUCCUUCAAAUUAUUUUAAAUGUUUAUUCAGUCCCUGUGUUCUACCUCUGAAUUGUCACACGGGUAAAUGUUGGUAGAUUUUUAAGAGUAAGUGUGUCCCUUGGUAAAUGAUAACAAUAAAGAAUUAUUUAAUUUUUUAGUUUUCUGGUGGAUGCUGAUUGUGGGGCCUAAUAUAUUUUCUAUAUUGAAUCUGUUUCACUGCUGUUUUACAGAUUCUAGGAGUCUUAAAUUGUUCUGUAAAAAUAAAUAUUACUUGCUGUUUUAAAUCACAUUGAUGCUAUUAAGAAUACAAUAAAUCCCUCAAAAUGAGGCCAAUUUUA